GGAUCCAUGAAAUCAAUCAGCUCUUCUUUCUGGGGCUUCAGUGGCAUUUGAACAGCUUUGACAUUUCAGUGCAGCUGCAAGUGGAGUUUUAGGGGAACACUGGGAGCUCUGUUGAAGCAGCAGCAUGUUGAGGAUAUGGUUGUUGGUCCUGGUGCUCUGCGCUGGGAGCUCGCGGGCCUUUUGGUUUUUCGCUCAAGAAACCACAGAGGCCCCAAGAGAGACCAGAGGAACCACAGGUUCUACCACAACGAACGCUGGUAGCAUCAAGGCAAAGGAAACAAAGGAGAACACCACCUUGUCCAGGGUGGGGGAAGAAAUCAUCAAUGUGGCUACAGGUAUUCAGAAGUUUGUCAAGGACUGGGAUGCUACCCCAACCACCUGGACUACCACGGAGGCUGACACAAAGAAGACCGAAAAGCCCCAUUGGAUGGGAAAAACAGAAGAAAGUGGCGUUUCUUUGCUCCAGCUGAUUGGAGAUACUCCACCAGAAGGGAUUACUAAAGUCACCACAGAGGAAGGAGUCGCGUACGAGUUCAGCUCCUCGGCAGUCAUGGGUCAGCUAGCCGUGGUUCAUGUCCCCAACCCUUUUUUCCGUCACUUUUCCCUCAUCUUUCACAUCAAGCCCUCCAGCCCCGCCGCCUCAGUCCUCUUUGCCAUCACAGAUGGCUCCCAGGGCAUCAUGUACAUCGGGGUCAAGCUGGGUCCAGUUCAGUCCGGUAGCCAAACGUUGCAUUUCUUCUACACCGAGCCGGACUCGGGGAGUUCCUAUGAGGCAGCCAGCUUUGACGUGCCACCGCUGGUAAACACCGAGAGUCAUUUUGCGCUCUCCGUCUAUGAGGAUGCGGUGUCUUUCUUCAUGGACUGUGAGGAGGUGCCUCAGGUGGUGAAGUUCGAGCGAUCACCAGAUCCCAUGGAGCUCGAUAAGGCCGCUGGGAUCUUUGUCGGCCAAGCAGGGGGUGCGGACCCAGACAAGUUUGAGGGCACAAUGUUUGACUUCAAACUGGUAGGAGAUCCUCUUGCAGCUGAGCGUUUCUGCGACUCUGAUGGCUACCCAGGCGAAAGUUCUGGGGAUCUUGGCAGUGGAGAUAUGGAAAAGAAGGAUCAAGUAAAGGUAAAGAACACCGUACUCCCUCUCCACCCGGUUCCUGAACCCCCAUUUUUACCCUCGAAAGUCUCCAAAACAGGUCCCAGCAGAGCUAAAGGUGAGAAAGGUGACAGAGGACAGAAAGGAUCAAAGGGAGAUCGAGGCCCCUCGGGACCAAAGGGAGAGCCCGGUUUCAGCUCAGGUACUGGUUUCUCUUCACAGGGAGGAACUCAAGGACAGAAGGGAGAAAAGGGAAGAAUGGGUAUUCCUGGUACUGGAUACCCUGGUAAGACUGGAAUGCGUGGUGCUCAAGGACCUCCCGGACCUCCCGGUCCCCCGGGACCUGCAUCCGAGAUGACCAAACUUGAAGACGGCACUGUAGUGCAGAAGGUGGUCGGGCCACCGGGACCAGCUGGGCCGGCUGGUCCUGAAGGACCUGCGGGGCCUUCAGGGGAGGAUGGAGAGCCUGGUGAUCCUGGAGAGGAUGGAAAACUUGGACCUCCUGGUCCUCAAGGUGUUCCAGGAAUUCCAGGUAUUCCUGGUAUGAAGGGUGAAAAGGGUGAAGCUGGUGAAGGUCAACCUGGACCCAGAGGCCCCCCAGGUCCACCAGGACCUGGACCUGACAGAGGAGAUGUCCCUACAUUUGUUGACAUGGAGGGUUCAGGGUUCUCACACUUAGGAAGAGUCCAGGUUGUUCGUGGCUCACCGGGUCCACCAGGUCCUCCUGGCCCUCCUGGACCUCCAGGGGUCUCUAGUACUGGAUCGGUGGGACCUGAUGAAGCACCUGGUCUUCCAGGCCUCCCCGGUCGACCUGGUCCACAAGGACCCAGUGGAGAAAAGGGUGAUAGUGGUGAACUUGGUCCUCCAGGACCAACUGGAGAAAAGCAAGACGAACAAGACUCCAACUUUUUCAACACCUUCUUUUCCUAUUUUGCUCCAUCUUCUACGGGAUCACAAGGUGAUCCAGGCCAGACUGGUACACCGGGUUUGACGGGUCUGGCAGGUCUUCCCGGUCCCAUGGGACCAGUUGGGCCUCCAGGCCCCCCUGGACCACCGGGGCCACCUUAUCAUGGUGACCUUAAUGGCUUACCUGGACUCAGAGGUCCCCCUGGACCUCAGGGCCCACCUGGUAUUGCAGGUCUUCCUGGUAAGCCAGGUUUGCCUGGUAGCCAUGGAAACAAAGGGGCUGAUGGUCCACGAGGUCCUCCUGGGAUCCCCGGGGCAAAUGGAUACCUGGGACUGCCAGGUCUAAAAGGAGAUCCCGGGGAGAAAGGAGAAAGGGGUCUCCCUGGACGAGAUGGCGGGCCACCCGGACCUCCAGGGCCUCCUGGAGUUCCAGGAGAGUUUACUUACGUGUCAGGAAGACAUCAGAUUACGGAACAAAAAGGAGAUAAAGGGGAUCCAGGUCCUCCAGGAUAUGCAGUGAAGGGAGAGAAGGGGGAACCCGGCAUCAUAAUGGGGCCUGAUGGGAAUCCUUUAUACUUGGGAGGCCUGUCAGGAAAGACGGGGGACAAAGGACUCCCUGGCCCAGUUGGACCCCCUGGUCCUUAUGGCCCUCCAGGUAUAAAGGGAGAGAUCGGGCUCCCUGGAAGACCGGGACGUCCAGGACUGAAUGGUGCCAAAGGAGAAAAAGGAGAUUCAGACACAAGAUAUCCAUAUAAUAAUCGUGUUCAGGGUCGCCCGGGUCCUCCAGGACCCCCCGGACCUCCAGGACCUCCUGGGCUUCCUGUCCCCAUUGAUGGAGCUCAUGGAUAUAAUGAGAAUAAUAGAUUUUAUGCUGCUAAAGGGGACAAAGGGGAUCGAGGACCUCCAGGACAAUUAGAGAUUCCAGGUUUUGGGUCAAGCUUUGACUUUUACACGUUAAAGCGUGAGCUGAAAGGUGAGAUGGGCUUGAAAGGAGAGAAAGGGGAACCAGCUGGUGGAUACUAUGACCCAAGAUAUGGAUAUGGCGCCGCUGGCCCUCCAGGGGUUCCUGGACCGCCUGGACCCAAAGGUGACUCAAUCAUUGGUCCACCGGGGAAUCCAGGGCUGCCUGGGCAACCAGGAAGAGGUUAUGAUGGUCGACCCGGACCUCCAGGCCCACCAGGUCCUCCAGGACCAUUGCUGACCGGCCCGUACGACCGCAUACAAACCGUGAGUAUUCCUGGCCCCCCAGGACCACCUGGAGCUCCAGGACAUCCCGGACUCUCUUCUGGUGUGACAAUGUUGAGAUCUUACGAAACCAUGGCGGCAACAGGGAGGAGACACCCUGAAGGUUCGCUGGUGUACAUUAUUGACCGGAGAGACCUCUAUCUACGAGUCCAAGACGGAGUCCAACAAGUCCAGCUUGGGAACUACAUCCCCUUACCAAGUGUAGAUGAUAAUAGGGUUGCAGUUGUGGAAGCUCCUCACACUCCAUACUCGUCGGAUCACUCCAGAACCCCGACCCAUGUGGACCCACCCAACCCUCCCUACAACGAUCCACGAUACCUCCCUGAUUCCAGGCAGAACUUCGAUUCCCGGUACCCUUCGCGGACGAAUCCCAGCUAUCCGAUUUCUGCAGAUGAACGCUUGUCAUACCACCAACACAACGGCAGAAGAGCGCUUCACGUAGUUGCCCUCAACACACCUCAAACCGGAAGCAUGCGCGGCCUCAUUGGCGUCGACGCCAUGUGCUACAAGCAGGCCCAGGCCAUAAAGUUGAAGGGGACGUUUCGGGCCUUUUUAUCCUCAACACUUCAGGAUCUCUACAGCAUCGUCCACAGCGCUCAAAGAAGCGGCGUACCCAUCGUCAAUCUGAAGGAUGAGGUUCUCUUUGAUAGUUGGACCGACAUGUUUAAAGAUCGCAGAAUGAACGAAAACGUCUCCAUCUACUCGUUCGACGGCAAGGAUGUUCUCAGAGACGACACAUGGCGGGAGAAGAUGGUGUGGCACGGGUCGACUCGCGAGGGGCAGCGUGACGUGAACCACAUGUGCGAGUCGUGGCGCGUCAGCGAUCAGGCAGUGACGGGCAUGGCGGCCUCACUUCUGCGAGGCAGCUUCACGCAGCAAAGCCCCAGCAGCUGCUCCAGCUCCUACGCGGUGCUGUGCAUCGAGAACAGCGUCACAGAAUACUGACGUGCGUACGAUGAGGCGGACAAGCGCCACACGGUCCAUGGACACUUUCAAACCUAGCUUGACAGUUAUAUUUGUAAUGCUCUGUAAAUAUAUGUUUUUAAAUUUUGAAUUUUAACACAUUAUUAAUUCUAGCUUGAAUUUCAUGUAUGCUAACAAACUAUAUGUACUUCUUUUACACAUAUAAAAAUGGCACUGGAGCAGGGGCAGAGCUACAGGGGGCAUUGGGGGGUGGGGCUUCCAGUAAAAAAUGUUGCCCCUCAAUUUUUGAGUCAGUAUUAGUAUCAUUAUUGACAAAGAUUUAAAAAAAAAACAUCAAUACCUGCUUCUUUAUGCAUUGAAAAAAGGGUAACCAAACAGGGAAGUUGGAGGCUGACUCCGCCCACAGCCAAAAUGAUGGGGUGGGGCUUGGGAAGAGGAUAGUUAUCAUUACAGGAGCUGCAGAUCAUGACGUGGGACUUAAAUGGUUUGACCAAUCCCGAAAAUCAACUGUAAUACCAUGAUUCAACCUGUAGGGGGCAGCACAUAGGCUAUUUUUGACUGUAUUUUCAAGUUUUACUGUAAUUUUGACAAACAUACAGCACCUUUAAAGUCCCAUUUAUAGAGGUCAACAACUAAAAAAAAAACCCUUGAUUUAGGGUUUGGUUACUCUUUAACCUUCCUCUUGUAUUAACUUUCAGUGUUAACGGGUCAAUUUUGACCCGUGUCUCAAAUCAGCUUUAAAAUACACUAAAAACAAUCAGUAAUACUUUUUUUUUUUUUUCGGUCAUCUCUUGGUUAUCUUGUUAGGCUUCCUUAUCAAUGAAAGUAUUGGUUGUAUUUUAAUUUUUUUGUUGGUUUAUGGAGGCUUUAAAAAAGUAUAUGCCUCAAAAUAUCAAUAAAAAUAAAUAAAGUAACCUCAAGAGAAUCAUAUUAAUAAAACAAAUGUACUUGAAUUUUACUGGCAGUAAAAUGUGUAGAACAGAUCUCUGAAAUGAAUUAGCCUGAUCUAUUGGAAAUUCUAAACUCUAGUUACUUUAAUGGUGUUAUGGGUCAGUUUUGACCCUUGCACAUUUUCUUCAAGAACGUGAAAAAAUGCAUAAAUAUUUUUGUGAGCAAUAGAACUUUAAUCCAAACACAUUGCUACAAUAACAACCAUCAAAAGUAUUAGAAAGCUAAUCAGAGAACAUGUCUGGACAUGCCUGAGUUUGUUUAUAUUGUAGCUAUACUGGACUAAAGAUCACAUGAUUUGUAUGAUUUGAUAUGUUUGAUGAAAUCUACUAAUUAUAUUAAUUUUGGCUCUAAUUACUGGUUUAUAAUAUAUAUUUUUAAAAAUCAGUUCAUAAUUGACUCUAACACUAGAUUUUUAGAAUAAAGGAAUACAUCAAUUUAUUGAAAUCAAGGUUCCUGACAAAGUGUUCACAGCUUUGAUGGAAUAAAUUAACUUUAAGUGAUUCUUUUCUGCACUUAAAAACUGAAACUGGUCGGUGCCGACUUUAACAUAUUCAAUUAAGUGUUAGAAACACAUUUUUGUCCUUUUGUUUUAAGUCUUUCGCUACUCUGUCCUCAUUUCCCUUCCACAGUCUUCUGCCCCCACAUAAAAUGUUUUAGCUCCGCCCCUGCACUUGAGUAAUUGUGUUUUUUUUCUUUGUAACAAAAUGUUUAAACAAAAAAAAAUCUCGUUUUUACAGUAAUAUUUUCUUCUAAAACGACAGUAUUUGAUGUUUUUACAAACCAUAACUUUAUAGUUUACAGCAAUCAAAUGUCUGUACAGAUAUCUGACAAGAAACCAUCCAUAAAUGUGUCUGUCUCUAUUGUUUUUCCUGGACAUGCAGAAGGAUAUAUGCUCUUUUGUAAAAUAAAAUCUGUGAUUGUUUCUUAAACAAAAGAAAUAAGAGUUUAAAUGAUG
Messenger RNA from Oryzias melastigma (Indian medaka), 6065 nucleotides. RefSeq names its product collagen alpha-1(XVIII) chain. The record is from RefSeq and is a predicted model, not a curated record. Lineage: Eukaryota; Metazoa; Chordata; Actinopteri; Beloniformes; Adrianichthyidae.